Lucilia sericata (common green bottle fly) is the source of this 843-nucleotide messenger RNA. RefSeq names its product odorant receptor 13a-like. Gene Ontology annotation, cellular component: plasma membrane. The coding region runs from base 1 to 843 and encodes 280 amino acids. The transcript is spliced from 5 exons. NCBI's taxonomy places the organism in Eukaryota, Metazoa, Arthropoda, Insecta, Diptera, Calliphoridae. Gene Ontology annotation, biological process: sensory perception of smell; detection of chemical stimulus involved in sensory perception of smell. Gene Ontology annotation, molecular function: odorant binding; olfactory receptor activity. The record is from RefSeq and is a predicted model, not a curated record.
AUGGAGUCCAAAGACAAAAGAAUGCCAUAUUCAAUGAUAUUUCCCUACGAUGCUCAAACAGGUUAUAUAUAUUUUGUAACCUAUAUUGCGGCAAUUUUAGCCGGUUAUGUAGUAAUCUCACAUUUCUAUGCUCUCGAUGCACUCCUACUAAUGUUUGUCAGUUAUUUGAGCGGACAAUUUGAAAUCUUACAUGGUGAAAUUGUUCGUCUAAUACCAGAGUGUCAUGCUGAGUGGUUGAAACGUUAUGGUGUUGAGAGUGGUGUUAGUAUUGGCGGCAAUAAUGAUGUUGGUUAUGAUGCUCAACCGGAUGCUAGAAUGCUUAAACUUUUACAGGAUAUGUAUAUUAAACGUUUGCAUGAAUUAUCUGCUCGCCACAAUGAUUUAAUUAGAAAUCAUGUUAUCGAUGUUUUUAGUGGAACAACCUCAUUGGGUGAUUUCUUGUUGUUCUCGUCAUUCUUUUUUUCAGUGACAUUGCAAUUGUACGUGAUUUGCUACAGUGGUACAAUACUUAUUAAAUAUUCUACUAAUACCGCCUUUUAUUUGUACUUGUGUAAUUGGGAGGGUGGUCAGUUGUCGAAAGAUUCACCUUUAAUCCUUAAGCCCGAAGAUAUGGAUGCGGCCUCUUUGAGUGCCAAGUUACCAUUAUGGAAGCACAUUAAAUAUCAUCCAGCUGGUAAAGAUUUUUGCAAUAAAUUGCGUUUUAUGAUAAUGCGCAGUCAACGUCCCGUCCAAAUGGAUGCCAUGAAAUUUACCAUUCUAUCGUUGGAAAGUUUUAGUAAGAUUCUCAGUUCAUCGAUGUCUUAUUUUGCUUUAUUGAAAACUUUUUUGGAUAAACAAAAGUAA